This is a messenger RNA of Bactrocera dorsalis (oriental fruit fly), 15995 nucleotides long. Its product is annotated as jerky protein homolog-like. NCBI's taxonomy places the organism in Eukaryota, Metazoa, Arthropoda, Insecta, Diptera, Tephritidae. Gene Ontology annotation, cellular component: nucleus. The transcript is spliced from 3 exons. Bases 4054 to 5481 code for a protein of 475 amino acids. Gene Ontology annotation, molecular function: DNA binding. The record is from RefSeq and is a predicted model, not a curated record.
UUAAGUAAUUAUGUAUGUAACAAUAAUAGUUUUUCUAUGAAAUGGGACUUUUUCACACCUCUCUAAGGGGCGCUAAUCUGGCCUGUUUUUUGACAUUUUUUUUUUAUAGAAAUUUUUAUUCUACAAUAGAACUUUUUCACAUAUCAUGAGGUAUAUCGUGGAGUGUAUAAACAAAGUUUUUCGGAAUUUUUUGAUGACAUCUGUCGGAGAAAUGGCUGGGUGAAAAGAUACUUUUUUUUUUUUUUUUUUUACUGGCGGACACGAUUUCUCUUGUUUGAAUCAUCUGAAACACAAAAACCCAAUUUAUUCUUAAAAAGUACGUGAAUGGUUAUAGUCCCUACUAGAAUCAAUGAGGCAGAAUGGUAAUCUUUCCGGAAUUGAUCUUUUUGAAGACGUUACUUAGCACAGAUCUGCGUUAUUAUGUUUUCCCAUUUAAUAACUUACAAUUACUUUUAUUAUGCAAAUAUAUUACACAGGUACUGUACGAUACCACAUCUUAGUGCGAAUUAUACUUAAUUAUUGCAUUUUAUGAUUUAGGCCGUUGCUUUAAAUCUUGCUUUAACCCGCCAUGGCAUUGAUUACAAGCUAAUGCUAUGUGUUCUGUUGCUGAGUAGCAGUGAAUAUCUGUUUUUUCUUUUGCUUCCCUCAAAUAUUUCAUAGAUACCACUUAAAAUUUUCAAGUGUUGUGACAACACUUUAUAAUGGUAUUAAAAUUUUUUAUUGAGAACUAAGUUAAUGACAUGUUAUUUAUCAGAAAUAUUAAAAAUUUAAAACAUUCAGCUAUAAAUGAAAUUAUUUGGAAGUUAGUGAGCUUACAAAAUGGGCGCGAAAUAUAAGAGACUGACAUGCAAUGAAAAACUAAUAUUUUUAAUUUAUUCUAAUUUACUUUCUUUUACUUUAUAAAUGAAAUUAGUGCUUACUUACAUUUUUCUUUAAUUGAAACACGACGUUUAGUCGCUUUAUUACUUUAAAAACAAUAAAAUCUGCCUCUUUUGUAUAAACACAGAAAAGCUUGUGUUUUACACCUUUGACGUAAUAAAUUAAAAACUAUAUUAUAAUUUUCUUAUUUAUUAAAAACAUAAGAAAAAUUAAUUUGAAGAAAAUCCCGAACGAACGAAAAAGUCCGAAUAAAAUUUAAGAAAUUUUCGUGGCCACGAGUGUAUAUUCAAAACUGAAUUUAAGGUGCUACGUUUACUAAAGGUAUCGCAUUAUAUUGCAGCAGCAACUUUUACUCGGUUUCUUCCAUCGCUCCCAAAAAUGUUGAACUUCGAUUCAUCUUGAAAUACAAUUUCUUUUUUACAAGAAUUCAUCCUUUUUUUCUGUACGUCCUUUUGCUAAAUUAAAACGAAAUUUUCAUUUUAUUUGAAAAUAAUAGAUUAAUGUGUAUUAUGCUCCUGCGGAGCCUGUAUAUUUGCUACAUAUGUGUUCGACUAAUUUUGGAGUACUAAUUUUUUACUAUUUCGGAAAGUGCAAAAAACCAGCUGGUACGACGAGGUGUGCCGUGUCACAGCGGAGAGAAAACAGGCUGCCUACCUCGCAACGUUACGAUCGACAAUAAUACAUGCAGGAUGUGAUAGAUACCGAGAACUGAAGAGCUAAGCGAGACGCAUUUACGAACGGAAAAAGAGAGAGGCCGAAAUGCGUGAGUAUGAAGAGCUUGACAAGCUGGCCGACAGGGUAAUGUUCGAAAAAUCAACAAAAACGCAGAGCAUACUAAAAUUAAGGAGGGAACACUUCACCAGCCUGCUAAAAGGCAGUGAAAAUAUAACGCCAGGAGAAGGGGAACCCGAUUCCCCAAUCGAUGACGAUGGAGCAGAGGUUCCAUUGCCCGCAAAAACGAAGGCCGCCAACGCAAAAAGGAGUUCUACCCGAAAAAAAUUUGAUGCACCCCAAUGUUGAACCGACCAGGGUUAUUUUUUUUUGAAGCGCGGCAGAAGGCCGCCCACGCAAAAAGGAGUUCUACGCGAAAAAAAUUUGAUGCACCCCGGUGUUGGACCGACCUGGGUUAUUUUUUUUGAAGCGCGGCCGAAGGCCGCCCACGCAAAAAGGAGUUCAUAUAUGUAGAGUGCUCACGAGUUGCAGAAUUAUCUUUUGUACACCGGAACAGAAACCAAAAAAUGUUGUUUACCAAGCUGCGUUACAUUGAAAAAAAAAAAAAUUAAAUGAUAAAUUUAAAUUUCUUUUCAUUUCAAAACACAUAAUUUCGCGCAGGACAAGGCCUGUGGGGUCAGCUAGUGUUGAAUAAAUCUGUACAAACGUAUUAGUGAAAUGCUGGUGGAUAUGAAAGUUCAAAAUAUAAGUGCAAAACUAAUUUUAUAUCGAGAAAAUACGUACUUCAAAUAGUGGUAAUUUUCAACUUUAAACGCGAAUAUCUUGAAAACUAUAAGCUUAUAUAACUAUAUAUAUUCUUGAUCUGCAGAAUCUCCUCUAUUCGACCAUACCCAUUUUAUUUCCGAAAUCCUGGGACGUUGCCUUUAUGUCGCGAUAUCUGAUUUGGUAUCCCCGCAAGACUAAUACGAUUGUGUAAACUGACGUAAUCAAUAUCAAAAGCUCUGUCAUGAUCGGGAAAUACCUCUCCGAGUCGUUCGAUACCAAACGAGGUUUCAGACAAAGCGACUCUCUAUUGUGUGACUUCUUCAAUCUAUUGUUGAAUAAAAUAAUUCGAGCUGCAGAACUAAAUAGGGAAGGUGCAAUCUUCUAUAAGAAUGUAUAGCUGCUGGCGUAUGCCGAUGAUAAUGAUAUUAUUGGCCUCAACAACCGCUCCGUUAGUUCUGCUUUCUCCAGACUAUAUAAGGAAGCAAAACAAAUGGGUCUGGCAGUGAACGAGGGCAAGACGAAAUAUCUCCUGUCAUCAAAUAAACAAUCGUCGCACUCGCGACUUGGCACCCAUGCCACUGUUGACAGUCAUAAUUUCGAAGUUGCAGAUAAUUUCGUCCAUCUUAGAACCAUCAUUAACAGCAGCAAUAAUGUCAGCCUCGAAAUCCAACCCAAAAUAAUUCUUGCCAACAUGUGCUACUUUGGACCUCUCUCGACGAACAAAAAGUCCGUCCAGCUAUAUGGUGCAGAGAUAUGGACGAUGGCAACAUCUGAUGAGUCGUUAUUAUGAAUUUUCGAGAGAGAGGUUCUGCGAAAAAUCUAUGGUUCUUUGCGCGUUGGCCACGGCGAAUAACACAUUCGAUGGAACUAUUAGCUGUAUGAGAUAUACGACGGCAUUGACAUAGUUCAACAAAUUAAGAGGCUGCGCUGGCUAGGUUAUGUCGUACGUAUGGACGAAAACACUCCAGCUCUGAAUGUAUUCGACGCAGAACCCGCCGGGGGAAGCAGAGGAAGAGGAAGACCUCCACUCCGUUGGAAAGACCAGGUGGAGAAAGUCCUGGCUUCGUUUGAGGUUUCCAAUUGGCGCCACGUAACGAAAAUAAGUAACAACUGGCGCGCUGUUUUUAACUCGGCUAUAAUCGCAUAAGCAGUGUCUACGCCAGUAAAGAAGAAGAAGACUUUUCACUAUUUGUCCAUUUCUAUGACAUUUAAGCUACCGUUUUUAUGAGAUACUUACCAUUCUCAAAUGAAUACUGCGCGGGUUAAUUUCAGUAGAAUCAUUAUUUUUUAAGUUGUGUUUACAAAUGUUUGUACCGUCGUUUUUUUUUAUUUUUAAAAUUUCAUAAUAAAAAAUUUUUCAUUUUUAUAUUUUAUCACAAAAUUCUUUCUGCUAAGUGAUACAGUAUAAACUCGGUAACCGCAACCCUCGAUACACGCAACACCUCGAUUCUUGCAACACUAUAAAACAUAGCAAUGUAACCUUUAUAAGUGCAACUACUCAAAAAUAUUGACCUCAAUAACAGCAACUUUACAUCUAAAUAUGUUUUGCUUCAGUUCUUUUUUUGUCGGUUUCUUCUUAUGGCAUUUUUUGUUUUGUAUUCACAAACUGAUCGUUAUUUUACCGUUGCUCUGUCGACUUCGCUGUUUUUGUGUGUGUGUUAAGAGCAAUUGUCAACAAAUGACUUUCAUUAUCAGUUUAUUUUGCAACACGCCGGUAGUGUUUUAUGUGUAAAAGUCAUGGUGGUCACAAGAAAAUUAAUAAAACUAACAAUUAAAGAAAAAACUGAAAUUUUAGAUAAACUAGAAAGUGGUGUAUCGACAAAAGCUCUUUGUAUUGAUUAUAAAGUUCACAAGUCGACAAUUACGAGAAUAAAGAAGAAAAAAACUUGUUUACUUAAAUAUGCCACAAAUAUGGAAACUGGGCCAGGAAAACGGCAAACCUUAAAAUCUUGUGAAUUCCCAAGAAUGGAAAAGGCUCUCUACAAGUGGUUUUUGAAACAAAGGAGUGAAAAUGUGCCUAUAUCCUUCGAUAUCGUCAAAGCAAAAGCUCGCAAGCUCCAUGAGAAAAUAAAAGAAAAGACAGGAUUUUUUCAUGCAAGUAAUGGUUGGGUAUCUAAUUUCAAAAAGCGAUAUGGCCUCCGCCAAUUGAAAAUUUGUGGAGAGAAGCUUUCCAAUAAGACAGCGUCCGUCGACCCAUUUGUAAUACGUUUUAGAAAUAAAAUCAAGGAGCUUGAUCUUUCUGCAGAACAAAUUUAUAAUGCCGACGAGUCCGGAUUGUUUUUCAGGCAGAUGCCAGAUAAAACGUUGGUGAGCUUAAAGGAAUCAUCUGCUCCUGGUCGGAAAGUUAGUAAGGAAAGAAUAACAUUUCUUGCAUGCACAAAUGCUUCGGGUACGCACAAAGUUAAGCUCUUUGUCAUUGGAAAAGCAAAAAACCCUAGAACAUUCAAAAAUUUUCAAAAAAUGCCCGUUGUCUACAAGGCUAACAAGAACUCGUGGAUGACUUAUUUGUUUUUCGAAGACUGGUUUCAUCAUACGUUUGUUCCUGAGGUACGCGAAUUUCUAGAAUCCAAGGGACUUCCCAAAAAAGCCCUAUUGGUCUUGGAUAACGCCCCGUGUUAUCUUAAAGACAAUGAGAUGAAAAGUGAUGAUGGAAUGAUAACCGUUAUGUGUCUUCCACCUAACUGUACCGCGAUUCUCCAACCAAUGGACCAAAACGUUAUUAACUUAACAAAAGUCUAUUACAAAAAAAGUCUUUUGGAGCAUUUAAUAGGGAAUAAAACCACUCAUCUGGAAGAAAAAAUAAAGGAAUUCAACUUAAGACAUGCUAUCUGUCUUCUUGCAAGUUCAUGGGAAAAAGUGUCAGCAACCUCCAUUCGCAAGUGCUGGAAUAUGUUAGUGAAACCAGAUGUUGAGUGGAGUGAAGAGGACGAUAUUCCUCUCAGCAUUCUAAAAAGGGAAAUUGAAAAUGAACGCGCAAUCCUUGUAUCAAUGCUCCAAGAACUUGCACCAAAUGAUUCGUUCACAAAUGAAGAGCUAAAUGAAUGGAUGCACGAAAGUGCUGCUUAUCAAGAAGUGGAUAAAGAAGCCGUAGAAAUUGAAAAUUCCGAUGAUAGCGAAGCGGAUGUUAUUCCACAUCCUAAAAUGAAAGGAUCAGUUGCUAUGUAAUCUUUUAACACAUGCAUUCAGUGGGCUGAGGAAAACGAUAUUCCAAUAAAAGACAUUAUAUUUCUGAAGGAGCUUCGUGAAAGGGCUAUAAUAAAAACCCUUAAUAAGAAAAAAGUGCAGACAAUAAUACCUGAUAUGUUUAAAAAAUCAAAUUUUUAAUAAAAAAAUAAGCUUUCUAUAUCAUAAAACGAUUUUUAUUUGUCAUAUUUUUUGUUAUAUAUUUUUCCUCGCUGGGUGCAACAAACUCAAUAAGUGCAACUACCUAGAUUUCUAUUAGUUGCGAUUACCGAGUUCGUACUGUAUAUCUUUUCAACUACAACUAAAACCAAUAAUAAUCCAAUAAACCAAUAAUAACCUGUUUUAGUUUAUUAUGAUGCAUAGGAUAAAACUGUAUAAACGUUUUUUUGUAAAAAUUGCUUAUACUUUCAUAAUCACGAAAACUCUAGACUUUUGUCUGUUACUGUAUAUCCAUAGGACGCAAAAGAACAUACAUACAUACAUAUGUUUUGUAUACACAAAUACGAGGUGUGUUCAAAAAGUAUCGCGAAUUUUGUGUUUUUUCAAAAAUUAUUUAUUUAUUCAUGAAUAUCUAUUUUGUCCCCUUCAAAGUAAUCCCCAUGAGAUAUUCGCGAUACUUUUUGAACACACCUCGUAUACCACAGCUAUAAAUACACUCUUUUCAAACUUUUGGUAACGUUAGAUAUCUUAAAGCUUAGUAUCCAGUUCUCAAGAAAUGCAAAAACUUCAUAAAAAAGAAUUAGUCAAUUGGUCAAGAAAAUUUAACGCCGCUGCUAGUAGGCAGCUCUGAAGAAAUCGACUACUAAUUUUUAAUAAACAAUUAAUCAACAAUUCUUUCUUGAAGGAAAUUCAAAGUAAUCGUUAAAUUCAUCUUAAAUUAGUUAAAAUCAUUAUUAUGAAAUAUAGUUAAUUUUGAAAUGUUGUAUAAAACUUACCAAUCAUCAACCACAUUCCUUAAAUCUCAAUGAAAAUAUUUGUGUUGCCAUACACAUACAUACAUACAUACAUACGCACAAAGUUUGAUUACUUUGUUUAUUCUCUCUUGCUCUUCUAAUGUGAAUCAUUCACAAUGCGUAACUAGCUUUCAAAAUUACUUGAAGAAAUAAUGUAUUUUUUUUUUCUUAAGCAGCGAAGAUUUAACUUUAUUCAAACAGUCUUACUAUACUCGUACUAUUACAUCAUCAGUCAUCACCACUUAUUUUAUUUAUCUUAUUGAAACUUUGUACACGUAUUCUUUGGCAAAAAAAUUAAAUUAAAAAUAAGCAGCAUGACAGUAAAUUUUUUGCAAAUUGAUUUCUUUGCAGAUUAAAUUUUUAGAACCUUUUGUUAGUUUCAUAGCACGAUCCAUGAAGCCUUAUCCUUAUCAAUUUCCAGUUCUUUCAGCUGAUGGAAUAACUAUUCAUAACAGUUAGGGUGCCAUAUAUAAUAAAGUUGAAGUUUAUACUCGACCCAGAAUGUCUGUGAACAUUUUGAUAUAACGGUAUUUACUCCAAUAGGCGAGUUGAGAAUAGAUAACACGAAUUCAAGCAACAGAAAUAAAAAAGGGUAUUAGUGGUACUCAUUUAAUGCCGCAAACUUGUGGCAUUUAUUGCAAAAUUUCGCAGAAUGGCAAUAUCGGAAAACAGCUGUUCAUUUUUUACGUUUUACAUUAUCAGUGAAAUUACAUUCAUUUUUUCAUCUCGCGUUUUGAUUUCUCCGCUGUAACAUGGUAAAUGUAAGUGCAUUUAAAUAUAAUGUUGUAUUAUUUGAUUAUUUUAAAAUUAAUUAAUUAAAUAUUUAUAGAAAAUAGAUGGCGGAUAAACAGAGAGUUUAGGUGGACGGAGCAGAAAACAACAAACCCGGUCACAAUUAUCUUGGACAAUAUAGAGGGCUUCUGCACCAGUCUAUUUUUGAAAUUGAAAAGAAAAAAGUUGGUUUUGAAGCCCGAAAACUUGAACUUUGGAAAGAAAAGAAGAAAAUAGUUUCAAUAACAAAAACCAAGGCUGGAGAAAGUAGAGCGAAUCGAAGUGAAAAAAUCCGAUUGAAGCAUAAACGAUUAAAAAGAUGAAACAAGUAAUAAUUAGCUGAAAUGUGUUAUAAUUUUAUCUUCUAUCUUGAACCUUAAUUUCUGAAGUCUGAAAAUGUUUUCCUCCUUUUAAACUUUUGAAUCGUUCAUUUUUCAUGUAUGUAUGUUCGUUUGUAUGCGUUUUUAUUGAUUGCUAAAGGUGACUGACCUACAUUGUCUACAUGAAAAAAAUUGUAUUAUGUUAAUAUUCUCAAGCUUUUCCAUUAAACUAAUUUGAGUUACUUUUUUAUAAACGUAUGUUUUAUUAUAUAAGAAUUACUGUAUAUAUAGAAUAUGCAUAUGUAUGUCUACGUAAAGAAAUUGAACUUAAUUUGAAGAAAUAAAAAAACAACUGAAUUUUCUGUAUGAUUUUAUUUAUUUGUUAUUUGAAUAAUUAACAGUUCAAAGAUUGUUCGUCGCCCCACCUCUGUCUAAUAACUCUGCAAUUUCGUGUCAAAUUUUUCUUUCAACAUUCAAAAACAGUGUUCAAUGGCAAUCACGACUCAAUGUUUUGUUUAAAAAAAAAUUAGCUUUGUUAUAAGAUUGGCUUAUGUACAUUAUAGUUAGGCCUUUAUAUGAAAUGCUAUUUAAUUUAAUUUAUCGUAUAUCUCCACUGCUAUCAAUCACAUUGUGUCAUUAAAUUCGGGGAAGUUGGAAAAAAGUUACAGCUGUUCAGAAAUGGGUGAAAAUAAUGAAGAAAUUCUCUAUAUUUUGAAACUUUUGUAUAAAAAAGGGAAGAAUGCUAUGUAAGCCAUCAAUGAAAUUUGUGAAGUUUAUAAAGAGGAUGCUGUAUCAGUUCGUGUAGCACAACAAUGGUUCGCUGGCUUCCACUGACUAGUGGAAAAUGGCAAAAAGUGGUCGACCAAAAUGGUACAUAUUUGUUUAUUUAUUUAUUGAUAUAAAUAUAAAAAAGUAAGCUGAAGUUUGAUUAGAAAUACGAAAAGACUUUUUUGACUACCCAAUAUAUGCACUAUCACCUGCGAUCCAUUCACCACCAAAACGAAACUGCUUUAUUUGACAACUCGCAAUUAUUAAAAAUACUUAUGUCCACUUUUGAAAUUACUUAUGGCACACGACUUGAGCCUUAACUGAAUAAAUGUUCUGCCGUGAAAAGUACGCUUCUCAGUCUUGUGCCGGUUUUUCCGCCAAAAGUAUUUCGGUGCCAUCAACGAAUCUUAUGGAGUUAGGUAACUCACUCCACGUUUCAGAAAAAAGCGUUUUGGGUUGGAUUUGCUAAAAUAUAUAGUGUUUUUUUUUUUUAUUUUAAUAGGGCAUUAAAAAUGUGCUAAGUUACAUUCUAAAAAAAAGAAAUACGUUAUGCGGAAAACUAACAAACUCUGACCUGAAUGACACCACCACUAUUGGCAAGAACCCAAGCGAUACAGAACAAUUGCGAGUUGCGUUUCAACUGGAAACUGUUUACAUGAUCGAGCUGGAGCGUUGAAAAGAUCAUCCUCCUUUAAUAAAAUCAGUAUAGUUUCAAAAAUGUUCACUUAUUUUAAAAAUAACUUAAAUGUGUAAAUACAUAUAUGUAUAUAGUGUAUCUACAUUUUUCAUCUAGAACCAACACAUACUAUACAUGCCGCACCGAUUAGUAAUUUUAAUAUUAAAAACUAAAAUCGCGAAAAUCAGUGAUUUUUCGGAGGGUCACACUGAGACGAACCCUUAAUUUUUACUUUUGAUAAAUUUAGAACAGCUGACUUAUUCCAAUAUUGUCACGAACCGCUCAUGGGCUCAUAUUGCAUCCAAGUUUCCAUUUCGUCAGUUUGGCUUUUUGCCACCAUUAUAUUAUACAUAUGCAUGUAUGUAUAUAUGCAACAAGUAGUAUUACUACCUCAAUAGAAAGAAAGAAAAUUUAUUCAGGCUGCAAAGUUUAAGAAGUUUUUUUGAACGUUCCUGGUUCAAACAUAAUUUCAUAACUUCAGGAAGUCCUUACUUCGGAGUUUUGCAAUCGAUACGUCCUAAUUGUUAGAGAUUUUAACAUUUGGACUACAAUAGGAAAUAUUCUUCAAAAAUAACUUUAGUUCCCCGCUUGGUGUAGAAUUUUUUUAGUACUCAAACCGAUUAGGCUUUUUCAGAUCCAUGUUAAUGCAAUUACUUAUGAGACACUACACAGCUACCGUGAUAGUAUUUGCGUCUCUAAUCCAAGUGGUGAUCCAAGUAGAUGUACUUCUUCAAUGUCUUUUUUUCACAGAUCACGCGUGAGUCGUGUCAAGCUGUCAUGUUAUUUUUUGCAGUAUUGUUUGGCAUUUCAUCAAGGAAAUACUUACGCCUAAACAACGUUUACAAGUCGUUUAACUUUUUUUCCGGAAAUUCACAAUCUGUAAAGAAUGUGUUUCGCGCGCUUCGCUCAACUUAUGGUUAACAUAAUCGGCAGCAACUUGGACUGACGUAUGCAGCGACUUGGCGCAUUUUACGUCCAGAUCUUAACUUGAAAGUGUACAAAUACAGCUUGUGCAAGUGCGGAAUCUGCCCGAUCUUACCAAGUGACAUAGCUUCGCUCUAUGAGCUCUUGAAAAGUUCUAAGAAGAUUCGACGAUUUCAAGCAAAAUUUGGUUCCAUUCCCUAUAAAAUUUUAAGUUUCUGUACUUUUCUUUAAAAAAGUAAGGAAUGGAUCACUCUUUACUUCGAAUUAAGUUUUCAGACUUAGCACAACAGUUCUUGCUUUGUUUUCAAACAUAAUGACAUUAGAAUGGUAUAGAUAAAAUAUUGUAAUAUAUAAAUAUUUUAAUUAAGCAAUUUUAAAUUACAUGUGUUAUUUGUUAUUAAAUAACAAUUUUUAAAUAUAGAUAGAAACAAAAUACUCUAAAAUCAAAUGAAACGUAAUUUGGAACAUGUAAAUAAAUUUAUACUUAUAGUAGGGGAGCCCAAGAGGGGAUUUUUGCAGUUACUUAAGCGUGUCAGAAAACUAUAUGGGGAGAAACAUUGCACCUUUUUAUGUACCCCAACCAAAUAUGAGCCCUUAAUAUGGAGGCGUGCGUUGUGGGGGGUUCGUCAGAUUAGAGAAAAAAAUCGAUCCUUCGGGAAACUCGAGCGCGUAAGAUUAAGAGAUGGUAAGUUAAAUGCAUGAAGACGAGUGUAUAUUUCAAUAUUCUGACAGUUUGAGGGUGGCUUACAGAAAUAGCAGGGUGACAAAUCUGUAAAAAAAAACGUCACCUUGAAAUACUCGAGCGCGAUAGAUUUUUUUUCAUUUUAAAGGUAAUUGUGUCAGAAGCACGAAAAUCAUAUAAUCUGACAAUUUCCGUGUGGCGAUACAGGUAAAAUCGUCGACAAAAGGUCCGCUUUUAAUUCGUUUUUUUUUGCUAACAAAGUCGUCGCCAAAGCAACGGGUAAGUGCCGCUAUUUUUUUUAUAAACAAUCUUUCUAACAUCCAUUGUAAAAAUGAGUGACGUUAGUGUAAAAUGUGUUUUCUGUGGCGAAGAAAUUUGUGGAAAAUUCAAAAAGUUUACUCCACAAGCUUUAAAUAAAUGUAUAACUGUUUUGGAGUAUCGUAAAGCGAAGCUGGUUGUCAGGAAAUCGAGCAACGCUUAUGCUACUGUUGAACUGUCAGAAGAAACCUCAUUGAACGAUAGCUAUCAUACCCAGUGUUAUAAGCUUUUUACAGCACUUAAAAUACCAUCUGAUUUUGGAAGACAAAUUCAAAUUGGUACAGAAAGUGAGCAGGCCCGUGUUAAUGUACCAGAACUUUCUGGAGAGAGUCUCGAAAUAUCUACUCCUAGCACUUUCAUAAUAAGGGCUGUUGAUACAAUAGACGAGUAAAUGUUAAUGUAAUUAUUAUUUAUUAUAUUGUAUUAAAAAAAAAUAAAGAGGAAGCUCAAGAAGUGGAAACCAACUUCGACGAUGACUCGAAUGACGAAAAUUGACAUAUUAUUUUUGUAUUUUAUUUUUUCUAUUUUCAUAUUAAUAAAUUAUUAAAUUUUCUAUUUAUAUAUAUGUAAACAGAAUUCUUCCACUUUUAAAUCGUCAGAUUAACGAUAUGCCUCUAUAUAAUUGUCAGAUUACUUUUGGGAAGACUCUGACACCAAGUUCAUCCCCCUGUAUAAAAAUCUGACACACUCGAGUAUCUUUUUUUUUACAAGUUUUAAAAUUAAUAAAUGACUUUUGUCCACGUCGAAAUUGUCAGAAAUUGAAAUGGUACACUUUUUAGAGGUUCAUUAACAUUCGCUUAGAAAAUCUGACACGCUCGAAUAACUAUUUUUUUUUUUUUUAAUCUGUCAUUACGGCCUUCAACCCUGACUUGAUUGUCAGAUUAAUAUAUAUCGACUAUCAGAAAUACAAUGCGCGUAUAUAGCAUAAAUGACUGACGCGCUUGAGUAUUUUCAUGUGACUGUUUUUUUUUUUUACAUUUUUGAAACCAAUUACCCGCUCUUCUUCCCACUAAAAUGGAAAACUUCACCUAGACUUUCUUUUUUUUUAAACGUUAUCUUGACAAUCUAGUAAGUCUCCAUGACGCUCCAGUAACUGCAAAUUUAGCAUUCCGGGCUCCCCUACUAUUAGGGAAACUCUAUUAAGACUUAUGUUUAAAAUAACAAAGAUUACAUUUUAUAUAUAUCAUAAGUGUAUCGUAAUAUUGAUAUAAGAAAUACAAUUUUUUAUUCUUUGUCAUAAAACGAUUUAUUUUCAUAUUCCUCAAUACAUUGGUAUGCGUUUUAAAUUAAUUACAAGCUUAUAAAACAAAACUAUAAUACGGUUUCCCACAAUUGGAGUAAAUUCGUAAAAAAUCCUCUAAAUAUUUUAACUGCGAAUGUAAAUAAUUGUGGCACCACUUAUUUCUAAUUAAAAUUUACACGGAAAUCUCAUAACCACUUUACUCUGUGAGACUAUAAGUAGUUACGCCCGAACAUAGCCCUUCCUUAUUUUCUUUAAUAUCAUUUAAUUUAAUUUAAUAUAUUUUUCUAGAUGUCAAAUAUUCGACGUGUUUGCAUGUGAUAAAUUUUAAGAAAGCCAGAUAACUUACAUGCUUAGGGUUGUUAAAAAAGGCGUGUGUUUUUUUCCGCAUCGUAUUCUGAAAAAUUGGUUGAUAGACACCUCUAAGAAAGACUCUCCAAGUAUGUGCUUUUAAUUUUAACGGGAAGGUCCAUAAACUAACGGUUUCUUGUGGAUUUUGUAUGAAAUUGCUCUAUUCUAGUUUUUUUAUGAAAUUUACUGCUCUACAAAAAUUUGCUUUAUUUCAUAUUAUUUAAUUUCUGUUAAAAAUAUAUUUUUAUUAUUUUUUGUUUUUUGACCAUGAAUCGAAAAAUUAAAUAAAAUUGAAAUUUAAAAUGAUGUUUAUUUAAAUGACGAAAUGAUGUUUAUUAUUAAUUGCAAGGCCCAUAGUCUUGCUUGUGAGAUAUAAAAAUCCAAAAAACAACUUUAUAAAAAUCCAAAAACAACUUUGCCUUGAAAUAGUUAAACUUCAACCGUUUAUAUUUUUAAAACGAUUAAGUUUACGAAAAACCCUAGAAGAUCACUUUGUAUUUCAAUUUCAAUUUGUUUUUUAAGUGGUUGAAAGCGAGAUACAAUUUUUUCUUAUCUGAUAAUAUGAAAAAAAUAAAACCGUUAGGUGGAGGAUCCUUCCGUUACAAUUAAGACCUCAUACUUUGUAAGCCUUUCUUAGUGGUCUAUCAACCAAACGAAAAAAAAAUAGCUUUUUUGACCCACCAUAAUAUGUAUGUCAGUAUCGUUUUUAUUUUUGCUAACCAUUUAACGAUUAUUUAUUUGAUAAUCAUAAUUUACAGUGUUUCCAUGAAGUUAGACUGUAAAAACUCUAAUAGUUUAUGACAACCUAAAUAUAAACUUUUAAAUAACUUUUCUCUUUUAUAAAGUUAAAUCAUACGAGGUUGUUCAAUAAGUUUUGUCGUUUGAUAAGAAAAACACAAUUUUGUGAUUCAAAAUAUAGUUUAUAAUUCAGUAUAAUCUCCCUGAACAUUAAUACAUUUGCUCUAACGAUCCUCCAAUCUGUGAAUCCCAUCCCUGAAGUGAGAAUCGGGAAGGUCUGCAAACUACGCUCCAAUGAUACCCUCUUCAUUUGAUAAAAAAAACGCUUGCUUUGGAUUUUAGCCAUUGACAAAAUGCUCUUGCGACAAGGUGCAUUGCCCUGAUGAAAAACGAUUUUUUUCUUCUGCAAAGCGUGGCCUUUUUCACGAUUUUUUUCUUUCAAUUGGUCCAAAAGGUUGCAAUAAUAUUCAGAAUUAGUUGUUUUAUAAGUUUGGAACUAAUCCACAAAUAAAUUUCCUAUCGCAUCUCAAAAAAUUUAUGUCACAACCUUCUUUGCCGAUAUCCGGACAGGAGCUCGCUUCGAAGCCGAACAUCCAGGGCUAUACCACUCUUUAGCCUUUUGUUUUUAUUCAGAAUCCUGGUGAUAAAUCCAAGUUUCAUACAUAGGGAUGAAUCGACGCACAAAAUCCAUUUUAUACUUUUUAAAACGAUCCAAAUGUUGCGGAGAAAAUCGCAUUCGAAUGUGCUUUUGUUCCAAUAUUAGCGAAUUCGGCAUCCAUUGUGCACAUAGCUUUCUAAAACCCAAAAUUUCACUUAAAAUAUGGCUCACAUUUUUACUAAAUUUCUCUCAGUCAAUCAACGAUCUUCACAACCAUUUCUCAAUCACAAUUUUUUUUAAUAGCCUGUACAAAAUAAUAAAAUAAAAAGUUGAAUAAAACAGUUUUUGUUUUAUAUAGUAAGUGAUUUUUUGUAACUAAAUACAAGUAAGAGAUUACAAUAAAACAAAAAUUAAUUCAAGUUUGUAUUUUGGCUAUGAUUUCUGGUGUCGAUGCGCUUUUUAGAUGUCCUUCACGUGGAUCGUCUUCAAGGUUUGUACGACCACGUUUAAAUUCAGCAACACAUCUUUCUACUGUUCUAAUUGUAGAUGUACAAUCAUUAUACACUUUUAAUAACCUGGUAUGUCUUGCAUAAAUUCUGUUAUAAAGUUUGUAAUGCGCACAGCGAGGACAAAAUCAUAGAAAAAAGUACCGUUAUUUUUUAAUAUUAUAUAAUUUGUAUAGAGGGUCUACUCGUAUAUGUAUAAUAAUCAGUGCAGUGUUCAGAUAGAGAAAAUCGUACUGCGGUGAUUGUUUUACAUAAGUGUGGAAAAAGCGCAAGUGAAAUUUAUGAGCUUUUCAAAAUAAAAUAAUCGAGAUUGUUUGUUUACUGUACUAUUGAUCGUUUUUCGCGAACGUUUUCAGCUGAUGACAGAAAGACAGGUGAUCGUGAUUGCCUGAGAAAAGAUGUUUAGAAGAUGUGGUAAAGUAGUUACGUAAUAUUCUCACCGAUAGAGAACAUUGGAUCUUCCAGCAAGAUUCUGUUCCAGGACAAGGCAAAACCACCUGCAGUGUCUUAAAAAUAACAUUCCUGGUUUCAUAGCUACAAAUAAUUGGCCUUCGGGAAAUCGAGUCUCAACAAAUCUUUAUAAAUAUUUGUUCUCUGAUUAGUUAUACUAACUUAGCUUUAUAUAACCGCUUAAAAGAGUUAAAGUUUGUGGGAAAACCCAGCCCCUUGCAUGCAAGCCCUCACCAUUGCGGAAACGUGUUUGAUUGUAGCAAGCAAGUUUUGUGAUAAAAACACUUCUUUGUAUUUGAGCCAUAUUUUUUGUUUGUUAACUUGCUUUCAUCGCUAAAUAAGAUUUUGCAUCUUCAUUAAUAUAUUUUGUAGCAAAAUCAACACGUUUUUAUAUAUUAAUUUACUAGCUGACGCGGCGAACUUCGCCCCGCCCAAUUUUUAUUUUUUUUUGGAAGUCAUAGACUCGUAUAACUUUACCACAAAUAAUAUAAACUUCAAACAACGCAUUUUCAUUUAAUGUUUUUAAUGUUUGUAGCGCCAUCUACUGUAACAUACCGCACUCAAUACCGCUCUUAGCGCCACCAACUGGUGGAUAGCUCUUUGCUAAUAAUAAACAAAUAAUUUGCAAUAAAUAAAUAAUGCGACUAUAAGGAGAGUUAUAAACUAUCCUAUCUUUCAAGUUGGACCAAACUGCACACAGUGUUGAAAAUUUCAUUAAAAUCGGUUCAGUAGUUUAAGAGUCCAUCGAAAACAAACAUCGUGACACGUGAUUUUUAUAUAUUAAGAUUAAUAAACGGUUUUUGGGUACACACUUCUUAAAGUUUCUGGAUGCUCAGAAGUAAUAGAGCUUUAAAAUGUUUCGCAAUUUUUUGACGAAACCCGAGGAUUUUCUUUAAUUUCUCCUGAAAAAGUCCAGCCAUGCUGACAAAACCACUCGAAACUCUUUAUGGAGGUCUGAUCGUUCAUCCCAUUCGUAAGUUAUUAAGUGUUGGUCUCUUUGCAAAUUCUCUUAAUGUAUGCUUCGGUGGUCACAAUGCGUUGGACCACUGGCAUUUUGUAUUAGAACAAAGCUCUAUUAGUUAUAUGAAAUAUUGGUUUAUCUAAUAUGUUUAUUUGAGUAUUUUUGAUAGAGCUUAAUUGUUAUUAAAUUCAUGCAAAUUUCUGUCCUUCAUCCUACACAUAUGUAUAGAAAAUAUUUUUC